AUGGGGGAAGGCGAUGAGGAUGAGAUCCCAGAGGAAGAUGAUGGAUCUGACAACGAGAGCAUGACGAGUGACUCGCAAAGACCAUCAAAGAAGAAGAAAGGUCAACGCUUCUUCUGUACCGACUAUCCCCCAUGCCAACUCAGCUUUACACGCAGCGAGCAUCUUGCUCGCCAUAUCAGGAAACAUACUGGCGAGCGUCCGUUCCAAUGUCAUUGCUCUCGUCGUUUCUCUCGGCUGGACAAUCUGCGUCAGCACGCGCAAACCGUCCAUGUCAACGAAGAUAUCCCUGGCGACUCGCUUGCAGCGACCAGCACUAGGUUUCAGAGACAGAUUCGGACCGAUCGCAUACGGCCACCGGGCAGCAGAUCGCGCGCAUCGACUUUUGGAAGUCAGGGCGGGCACUCGCGAGGGCAUAGUCGCAACCUCUCUGCUUCAAGCGUAGCUUCGACGGUUUCAACCAUGAGCAUCUCGGAGGAUGCCAGGCGACGGCCACAGCCUCUCGCCAUGGCCGGAGACACGGGAUCUCGGCUACGUCCUACCAGUGAAUCCUUCGAGGGUGGUCGUCCUCCAUCAAGUCAUGGGCCUCCUCCAUAUGGCUACUACAAUCAACCACUUCCCAGCGGGUUCAGCACACCGACGUCGAAUAACUUCGCUCAGAACAACAUCAGUCCUCAACACCCUUCGGAGAAUGUGCCGACCUCGGCCGUUUCACGGCCUGCCACGUACAACGAUGCGGUCUCGCACAGUCGACGACUGUCUGUGCCAUCUUCACCUAAUCCUUACCAGCCUCAGCCUACCUCAUAUCCACCUCCAUACUACAGUCCGACCUCGUCGACGGCUUUUUCGCCAAAUGGCAGUACCUUCGCCAGUCCCACAAGUUCUGUGUUCACCCACAAUCGCCGAGAGUCAGAGAGUGAGAUGGAUUAUCGCAGGCGGACCUGGCAUGCAAGCACAAACCCACACCUUGUCGUCCGACCUGCUACUAGCGGCUUGACUUACCAUCAGACACCCGAUCAGCCAAUGCCAGCUUUUUCUCAGCAGCCUGCUGCUAGCCAGGUGACUCGACUUCCAGGAAUCGAAAGUUUCGACCACGUUCCACCACCUCCGCCGCCUCCCCCGCGCCAAUAUCCCAGUCCCAUGACGGCCGAGAAUGUUACGCGUCCGUCCAGCUCAGGUCGUCCGCUCGAAUCAUCGAAUCUGCAUCAGGGAUUGACGAGACUCGACAUAACUGCCGCCCACGCUGCAGCGGAGAAUCACUGGCACCCGUCACAUUUCCAACAGCAAUCUCAACCUCAGCCACCACCAACCUCAUACGGUCGCGCUCAUCAUAUGUCGAUGCCUGAGCCGACGGUCACACCUCGCAAGCUUAAGCGUAAUGCUUGGUAUGGCGGCCCAGUUUCGUCAUCGCUGACUGUGAACGCUCUACCUGUACCUCAUCGGCCUUCGCCUGAGGACUCGGGAAGCAGCGAAGGAGUGCAAACACCUUCGACAUCGGCAGCGCAUGAGCAUCAUCCGGUCAUCUACAACCCUACCGGCGGCAAUGGGAGCGAAUACUAUCCCCCGGCGCCUGUGGUUACUGGCGAAGAACAAAAGGUAUAUCAUGUGGCACACGAGCCAAAGCCUGAACCGCUCCGGGCUGACUCGGGCUUCCAGUCGUAUCCGCAUGACGGGCGCGCACCGCAUCCGCACGCCCUACCGAGCGGCCGCGAUCACCGUAUCGCCCUCCCUGAUCCCCGAUCCGCCUCCGACAACACUCGACUCGACGCUCUUGUGACAGCAGCGCUCGGCACCAGCGGCACCACCACAUUGCAGCGUUGA
Molecule: messenger RNA, 1818 nt
Organism: Dissoconium aciculare CBS 342.82
Lineage: Eukaryota; Fungi; Ascomycota; Dothideomycetes; Mycosphaerellales; Dissoconiaceae
Exons: 2
Coding region: 1-1818 (605 amino acids)
Biological process (GO): regulation of transcription by RNA polymerase II
Molecular function (GO): RNA polymerase II cis-regulatory region sequence-specific DNA binding; DNA-binding transcription factor activity, RNA polymerase II-specific
Source: RefSeq, a predicted model, not a curated record